CGCAAAUAUGGGCAGGCAAAGAACACAGAGGGGGAAAAAUGGUCACUUUCAAGUUUCAACAAGAGCUGAAGAUGGGAACACGCCAAACUAAGGAAGCAGAGCUCGUGCAACGACUCUCGUGAUAUUAAAAACAGCCGGACCAACCUCCUUUUUUUUAAUAACAAGAAGACGGCCAAAACAAGUGCUAAAACCCAGCUUGGAGAGAUCAAGGAUCGAACUUGAUUGGCCAUCUGCAAAUCCACGAGGAUUUUGGCAAUAUGGGUCGGUCCGAAUCUUGUUAGCAGGGUUUAUCUGAUCUGGUGGAGCUGUUUUUCUUUAGAUUAUAGAACCCCAGAAGAUAGAAGAAGUUGUUUAUUGUGGACAAGAAUGGGUUGUAGCUGCUUUGGUACUUCAGUUGCUGACAGGAAAAGGAGGUCUGGUCACUUUGGCCAUGAUCUUGAUGGAAAUUUGCUGGAAAAUAUUAAAACUUUCUCCUACAAUGAAUUAAGAUCGGCGACCGAUGAUUUCCAUUCCAGUAAUAAGAUAGGGCGAGGAGGUUUUGGAACUGUUUACAAGGGAACCCUGAAAAGUGGAAAGCAAGUUGCUGUGAAGACACUUUCUGCUCGGUCGAAGCAGGGAGUCCGUGAAUUCUUAAAUGAGAUUAUUGCUAUAUCAAAUGUCAGGCAUCCAAACCUUGUUGAGUUGAUUGGGUGCUGUGUUGAAGGAGCGGAUCGGGUUUUGGUCUAUGAAUAUGCUGAGAAUAACAGCCUUGAUCGUGCAUUGUUAGGUUCAAAGAGUAAAAACAUCAUACUCAAUUGGGAAAAAAGAUCAGCCAUUUGCUUGGGUACUGCUAGGGGUCUUAUGUUUCUCCAUGAGGAACUGAUGCCACAUAUUGUCCAUAGAGAUAUCAAGGCUAGUAAUAUACUUCUAGACAGAGAUUUUAACCCCAAAAUUGGAGACUUUGGGUUGGCUAAACUCUUCCCUGAUAACAUCACUCAUAUUAGCACAAGGAUUGCAGGAACAACUGGUUAUUUAGCACCAGAAUACGCUCUGGGAGGUCAGUUAACCAAGAAGGCUGAUGUUUACAGUUUCGGUGUUCUUGUUCUUGAAAUAGUUAGUGGCAGAAGCAGUGCCAAGGAAAACUGGGGAGGGACAGAAAAGUUUCUCCUCGAAUGGGCAUGGCAGCUCCAUGAAGAAGGGCGACUAUUGGAGCUUGUCGACCCAGAGAUGGGGGAAUUUCCUGAGGAAGAACUCCUUAGGUACAUGAAGGUUGCAUUUUUCUGCACCCAAGCAGCAGCAAGCCGAAGGCCAAUGAUGAGUGUGGUUGUUGAGAUGCUCUCAAGAAACAUCAGAAUCAAUGAGAAGCAACUUACAGCCCCAGGUUUCUUCAACAAUUCAGGGAGCCUCAGCGGACCUUCUUCAAGUAAAAAAUCAUCUGCCGACACAACUAGCUAUCAGAUGAGUUCUGUCCCUGACACUAUAACUCAAGUAGCACCUCGCUGAAGAAGAAUAAGAAUAAUGCACUCAUUGCAAUUUGGAGGAAGACAGAUGAAAUUUACAAGUCCACAAGUAGUUAUUCCAGUAGUUCAUACAGUUAUCUUCUUUAACCUUUUACACGUUUUCGCUUCUUCGUCUUUUGUUAGCCAAUUUGAGAAGGGAGAGGGUGGUUUGAGCAGAAUUAAUUUGAGGUUGCGAAUUUGUAAUGUUAUGUUAGUCUGAUGUUGUUUUCUUUUUUCUUUUUGAUUCAAUCGUUACCUUAUGUACUUCUCAAGAAGAGUACAAUGGAAGAGAAGAAUGUUGUAUAGUGAAACAGAAAUUAAUCAAUACACACUCUUUGACUCUUUUCUC
This is a messenger RNA of Prunus mume (Japanese apricot), 1827 nucleotides long. RefSeq names its product putative serine/threonine-protein kinase. Gene Ontology annotation, molecular function: ATP binding; protein kinase activity. The record is from RefSeq and is a predicted model, not a curated record. Lineage: Eukaryota; Viridiplantae; Streptophyta; Magnoliopsida; Rosales; Rosaceae. Gene Ontology annotation, biological process: protein phosphorylation.